AUGACAGGAGAAAAUGAAAAGAUUGAAGCUGUGCCCGCUGUGGCAGCGGAGGCCCAGCCGGAUGGCCUCGACAUGAAGCUUGAGGGAGAUGAGCUGGCCAGACGUCUCUCUGCCACGGUCGAUGAAGUGCUCACGGCUCAGGGACACGCGCGUGAUCUUACUCUGGAGGAUGCUCGUGAGCGUGCUCAACAAAUUGUGGAGGCUCAUUCGCACGACCCAAACUUCCCCCACGGCGCCUGGGGUCGCAUGAACGCUUUCCUCGGCAAUGCAGCUCUUUUCGAAACCCCCGAGAAACAUCAACGUGCAAUCGAGAUGGCCAAGAUCGAGGUCUCUCUACUCACAUCCAACAGUCCAUACUCCGAGGUCCGCGCGGUAGUAGAUCCAAUUGAUAAUCCCGGCCUUCCUUGUGGCACUAUUCGGGCCUGGGUCAUUGGGCUAGGAUUUGUCAUUGCGUUGGCAUUCAUCAAUCAGCUCUUCAGCGUGCGACAGCCAUCCAUCUUCCUCGACGCCGCCAUUGUUCAAUUUCUUGCAUUUCCGGUUGGAAAGGCCGCUGAACGCUUCCUUCCUGACGUGGGAUUUGAGGUCUUUGGCGUUCGCCAUAGCUUGAAUCCUGGUCCGUUCAACAAGAAAGAACACAUGCUCAUCUCCAUCAUGGCCAAUGUGGGGAAGACUUUACCCAGUUCCAGAUACAUUAUUUUUACGCAAUGGCUGGAACGAUACUUUGACCAGCCAUACGCGAGAUCAUUCGGUUAUCAAAUCCUGCUCGCCCUCUCGACUGAUUUCAUGGGGUUUGGUCUGGCCGGUCUGUGUCGCCGAUUUCUAGUGUACCCAUCAUUUUGCCUGUGGCCCAGGUCCCUGGUUACAAUUGCGCUGAAUAGCUCCUUGCACAAUGAGGAGAACCAUUCGGUGAUCGGACCGUUCCGGAAAUUCUUCAACAUCUCCCGGUUUCGAUUCUUCAUGGUUGCUUUCGCGGCCAUGUUCGUCUAUUUCUGGUUCCCUGACUAUAUCUUCGGUGCUCUCAGUCUCUUCAACUGGCUGGCGUGGAUUGCCCCGACAAACUAUAACCUCACCGCCAUCUCCGGAAUUAAGAAGGGUCUAGGGUUCAAUCCUCUCCCGACAUUCGAUUGGAAUAUUGUCACGCAUGUUGCUGACCCAUUGAUCGUCCCUUUCCACGUUACUAUCAACACCUUCUUUGGUGUCUUGCUUGGUGGCAUUGUCAUCAUCGGAAUUUACUGGACUAAUGCAUAUCAUACCGGAUACCUCCCCAUCAACACUAACGGCAUGUUUAACCAUUUCGGAAAGUCUUACAAUGUCUCCAUGAUUCUCGACGACCGUGGGUGGCUGGACGAAAGUAAGUACCAGCAAUACUCACCCGUCUACCUUGCUGCCAGUAGCCUGAAUAUGUACUUCUUUUUCUUUGCGCUAUAUGCGGCGACCGUGUCUUACGCCUUUCUAUACCAUCGGCAUGACAUCGUUUUGGGCUUCAAAAGCUUGGCUCGGAGCUUCAGAGGCAGACAGACGGACGAUUUCAAGGACGUUCACAGUAGGCUUAUGUCGGUAUACCGAGAGGUUCCGGAGUGGUGGUACAUGAUCCUGAAUGUCUUCGCGAUUGCUCUUGGUGUGGGUGCCGUAGCUGCUUGGCCUACAUUUACGAGCGUGGGGGUAGUAUUCUUUGGAAUCGCACUCGCCCUUAUAUUCACCAUCCCGACCGGUAUUAUCUCUGCCACGACCGGAAUGGACAUUGAGUUCAAUGUGCUGGCCGAAUUCAUCGGAGGUGCAUGGCAACCAGGGAAUGCACUAGCCAUGAACUUUUUCAAAUGCUUUGGCUAUGUCACAACCGCCCACGCCCUUCAAUUCGCCAACGACCUCAAACUAGCGCACUAUGUCAAGAUCCCCCAGCGGCAGACAUUCUGGGCACAGAUCGUUGCCGUAUUCGUCUCUGCCUUUGUCUGCACCGGCGUCAUGAACUUCCAGAUCAGAAAUAUCCCUGAUCUCUGUGAAGAGAAUCAAAAAGACCGGUUCACCUGCCCCGGUGUCAACACAUACUUCACCGCCGCGGUGCUCUUCGGCAGCAUCGGCGCCAAGAAGGUCUUCGGCGCAGGCGGACAAUAUACAGCCUUGCUUUCUGCGUUUCCCAUCGGCCUGGCCCUUCCAUUUGUAUUCUACUACGCGCAGAAACGAGUCCCUCAGACCCAUUGGUUCCGCAGAGUCCACCCGGUCAUGCUCCUUGCCGGCGGCAUCCAUUGGUCUCCGUACAACAUAGCCUACAUGUGGCCCGCCGUUCUCCCCGCCUACAUCAGCAUGAAAUACCUGCGCACACGAUACCUCGCGUUCUGGGCUAAAUACAACUACGUGCUUUCGGCGGCCUUCUCGACGGCCAUCGCGUUGGCCAGCGUGGUGAUUUUCUUCGCUGUUAGCUAUCACGGCUACCAUAUUGACUGGUGGGGCAAUGAUGCAGAGUCGGGCUGUGAGGCUGAGGCGUGUACUCGGCUUGCGAUGCCGGAGGGCGAGUACUUCGGACCGAAGGUGGGGAGUUUUGCUUGA
Molecule: messenger RNA, 2544 nt
Organism: Aspergillus steynii IBT 23096
Lineage: Eukaryota; Fungi; Ascomycota; Eurotiomycetes; Eurotiales; Aspergillaceae
Product: OPT oligopeptide transporter
Exons: 12
Coding region: 1-2544 (847 amino acids)
Biological process (GO): transmembrane transport
Molecular function (GO): oligopeptide transmembrane transporter activity
Source: RefSeq, a predicted model, not a curated record